AUGGUUGCGAUCGCAGACGAGACGAAACCCAGCCUCACAACCCUCCCUGGAAAUGCACCCCUCGAGGAGAUCAUCGCGAUUAUCAAGCGUGACGGAGCGUGCAUAAUCAAGGACCUCGUUUCGAUAGAGUCACUCCAUACGGUUAAGGCCGAAGCACAAGCUUCCCUGGAUGCCGAUGUCCCGACUGAUGGCACCUUCUUCCCACAAGAGACACGACGAACCUACUCCCUCAUUCAGUGCUCACCAACGUUUUCAACUGAUGUGCUUAUGAACAAGACCAUCGUGGCCGUUGCCAAUAACUUUGUGACAUCCAGACACUCUUACUGGUCUGGCGAGCGGCGUACUGCGCUAUCACCCCCACAAGUUUCUGCAACAGGGGCAAUUGUGCUGGGGCCUGGUGCAAAAGCACAAGAUUUUCACCGCGACGACCACUGCUGGCACGUCACGCGUGGUGCUGCUGACAUAUACGAAGAUGGCCGUGAUGUUCAGCUUUCUGUCCUUGUUGCUGGAUCCCGCGCCACCAAAGAGAAUGGCGCUACUCGUGUUAUCCCGAAAUCACACCUCUGGGAUGAUGAAAGGGAGCCAAAGUGGGAGGAUGGUGUCGCGUUCGCCGAGAUGGAGCCUGGCUCUGGCAUGUUGUUCCUCGGAUCAGUUUAUCAUGCGGGGGGUGAAAACACGACAGAGAACGAGUACCGUUACCUAUAUGCUAUCGGCUAUCUUCGCGGCUAUCUACGCCAGGAGGAGAAUCAGUACCUAGCAGUGCAGCCAGAGGUUGCUAGAAAACUACCUCCAGAGGUUCAGGAUUUCAUGGGCUACAGCGUCAGCGCCCCAUUCUGUGGUUGGGUGAAGUUUGAUUCUCCAGCGAAGAUGCUGCGAGGAGGAGAGCUUAGACCGAGAGACUUCUAUUAG
This is a messenger RNA of Penicillium subrubescens, 909 nucleotides long. Its product is annotated as phytanoyl-CoA dioxygenase family protein. The transcript has a single exon. Bases 1 to 909 code for a protein of 302 amino acids. Lineage: Eukaryota; Fungi; Ascomycota; Eurotiomycetes; Eurotiales; Aspergillaceae. The record is from RefSeq and is a predicted model, not a curated record.